Quercus lobata is the source of this 399-nucleotide messenger RNA. RefSeq lists its product as uncharacterized. Lineage: Eukaryota; Viridiplantae; Streptophyta; Magnoliopsida; Fagales; Fagaceae. The coding region runs from base 1 to 399 and encodes 132 amino acids. The record is from RefSeq and is a predicted model, not a curated record. The transcript is spliced from 2 exons.
AUGCCUAAAGGGGAGAAAGACAGCGUACUCUUCCUGAUCAAGAAGUUAGAGCAAGCAGUGGAGGUAGCCCACAAGGUGAUUAAGAAGAUUGACCAGUUUGCUUAUCAAUUGGACCUUCCUCCAGAGUCUAAGUUGUAUCCUGUAUUCCAUCUUUCAUUGCUCAAACCCAAAUUGGGCCAACAUACUUCUCCUGUGCCUACUCUUCCUCCUAUUGAUGCAGAAGGUCUUUUGUCACCUAAGCCUAUAGCUGUGUUGCAGCAGAGAUCUAAGCAGCUAAGGAAUAGGAUUAUAACUGAAGUUUUGGUUCAAUGGCAUGGCACCACCACUGAAGAUGCUACUUGGGAAUCACUACACCAGUUACAGAAUCAAUACCCUCACCUUGUGGGCAAGGUUCUUUAA